CACUACUCUGACACUUCAUUGCGCUACAGCAAAAUCGAAGAGCUCAUCUGCUUAGUUUUGCCUAUGACGCUGAGUUUUCUGCAGCUGAAGCUGUUGCUAACAGUAGCAUUAGCGAUUAGCGCACGCAGCUCAUAUUAGCAUGCUGAGGUUGUACACAUACAGAAUAGCAGCUCAUGAUGGAGGAGGGCGAAGGUUUCUCCCUCGGUGAAAAAGCAACUGUAACUAACGCCAAUCUGAGAGAUGAAUACUAUUGGAAGCUUGUUGCCGAUUUUAUUGGUCCUCAGUCCGGGGAAGGAUUAGAGCUUGACAUGGCUCCAUGCAAGAACAGACUUUUGAUUCAAGUGGGACUUCUGAGAGAGGAUAACAAUUUUCCGUGGAUUGCCAUCUUGCGCUGGCUCAAAACCAUUUUCCCCAGAUACCACUCCGCUGAUUUUCGGCGUUUGAUUGAAAGAGGCAUCGCAACAACCCUGAGUCUGGGAAGUGAAGCGAGGCAGACCUUCCUGGAAUCGGAAGUCAACUUUAGCUUUGUUGGUCCGAUAUGCGACAGCAUCGGAGUCGAACGAGGACAUCUUUUGGAAAUGAGGGAUUUUUCUGAGCGAGCACAAUUAAUAGAAGUCACAAAUGGACUGAUUCUUGAGUUGAGCAACUUUAUCACAAGAGAGAAACUUGCCCCAAUCGUCAUAGUCUCUUGGCUUAGAAACUUCAACCCAGAGUUUUGUAAAAAUGGGGAUAUUCAAAAGGCAUACAAAGUCAUUAAGGCAAAGAUAAAAAAGCUAAUGCUGUAUUACCGUAAUUAUGAAACAAGAAGACAGAGGAGGAAUGCAGCGAUGGAAAAUCUGCUUCAAACUCCAUUUGAACUGGUGCGGAAAAAAAUCCCUAAGAUUCACUUUAAGAAACGCAUGAGAAAAGAUGACGUGCACAAUACUGAAAAGUUUAAAAUCAAAGAGGAGUAUGAGAGCUUUGAAAUCAUGCAAGGUGAAGGGUCUGAGGACAAAGGAGUCAUCAAGAAAAUUAUAGUGAAAGAACAUGUCUCUUUAGGUAGUGAAAAUGAUGAGAAUACGAAUGGAUCCAGUGAUGAAGAGGAAACCGCAGACUUGAGAGGAGAGGUUCUGACCCUGCUUGACAUUGCAAUGUUGUCUGUUCAAAAACUGUCAAGUUUGUAUGGUGGGAAAACUGCUACAUGCAAACAAGUGUCCUUAGAUCUCCUCAGAAAUCAGUAUACACUAAUGUGCAAGGUGCAUCCAGCCAUGGCAGAGUUUGAAAACAAGGUUGGCGCUCUCCGCGAAGAGAUGUCACUGGCCCCGCCUGUGGUGUUCCUAAACUACAAUGCCAUUUUCCUUCUUGACGUCCAUGAUGCAAUUGAGCAACAUGUUGUUAACUUUGAAAAAGAGAUCACACUUUCAACGGGAGAGAAACUCGGCCGUGACAAGCUUCCAAAGUUCAAGAACUUUGUGAAUCUGCAAGAAAGUGCCACUUCACGUUACAUUCAUAUGGCUUGUGAUAUCCUGAGCUCUCGCAAGGCUGAUUCACAGAAUUACAGAAAAUGUUGGAAAGCCUUCUGCAAGGAAAAGAGAAACCCAUCAAGACUUGAAGCAACUGAGUCAAACAGAUUUAUCGGCUACUUUGAAGCUGCAGCUGGUCUUACUCACCAUCACAAAGAGGUCGCUCUUUUCUUCUCUGACUUGCUGUCACUGAACAAUGACGAAUGCCCCAACAUAAUUCUUGAGAGCGUUGCUGAGGAUGCUAAUGAUGCUGUGAUUCAAUGUCUUGUGUGUGUUCUGGCAAUAAUUUACUGCAAAGUCCUCGGCCCUUUCUGGCACCUUCUGAAAAGUGAAGGAGAAUACUCGCUCUUCGCCAAGUACAUGCUCUUCCUUUACCAAAGGUUCCUGGAUUGGUCCAAAGAUCCUUCAACUCUGCUGGAGCCUGAAGAAUCCACAAAUGUUUUUCUGCAGUUGCCAUUGCAAGAGAAACACUUUGAUGGGGUGUUUCAUUACUGUGGUCAGUGGCACACAAAUCGAGACAUGAUCAGAGCUUGUUUGAAGAGAGCAAUAAAGGUGAUAGCAGCUGUCACUGACAAACACCUGAAGGAUUUCCUGCCAGGAGGAAAAUUCUCCCAAUUCUCGCCGCCAGAUUUGAAUUCACAACUGGUAAGUUGCACGUUUUCUGUCCUGAUGGCACCCUUUGGGCAUGCCAAUCCUUGCCAAAAGGAAAGACCCAACAACUCUCCAAAACACUCCUCACUCAAGAACUUGUCAUCUGACAGCUCUGAAGAGGAUAGUGAGGAGGCUGGUCUGUUUGAGGAUAGUGCUGAAGAAUCUUCCGAUUGGCAUACUAAACAAAAACGACACUCAGGCCCAAAACAUGUUAGCAGCGUUAAAAGAGAAAAGUCAGUAAUAAUACAUAAAGAAGAGAUUGAGGAAAACAUGGACAAGGAUUACAUAGUAGCCACAGUGAACAACAACGGAGGGCCAUGCAAGACACGGCUUGAUCUCGACAAACUAAUGCUGAGUUUCGAACGGAAAUCCAAGGUAGAGAAACGAGAGAGACUCCGUUGUGAGAUACUGUACCAGAAAAUGAUUCUCAACAACACAAGCCCACACUUGAAUUGCAUUUUCCGUGGCACCGGAGACAUGAGGCUAAAGCUAAUGCGUGCACUUCCUACUGUCAAACCUGGGUACUCUCUGGUUUUGGCCCCUAAAAGAACUUAUAAACGUCCUGUGCUCCAAGUGCCAGCUGAACCUGCAGCAGUAGCUGAGGAGACAGAGCAGCAGCACAUGAGAGAAGAAAUUGUGCUAGAAUGUGACUAACUCACUUUUUGUUUACAAAUCAAUUUAAAAAAGAAAC
This is a messenger RNA of Solea solea (common sole), 2844 nucleotides long. RefSeq lists its product as uncharacterized. NCBI's taxonomy places the organism in Eukaryota, Metazoa, Chordata, Actinopteri, Pleuronectiformes, Soleidae. Gene Ontology annotation, molecular function: 3'-5'-RNA exonuclease activity. The record is from RefSeq and is a predicted model, not a curated record. The transcript is spliced from 3 exons. The coding region runs from base 174 to 2807 and encodes 877 amino acids.